Mauremys mutica (yellowpond turtle) is the source of this 1018-nucleotide messenger RNA. Its product is annotated as fatty acid-binding protein, adipocyte-like. Lineage: Eukaryota; Metazoa; Chordata; Testudines; Geoemydidae. The transcript has 4 exons. The record is from RefSeq and is a predicted model, not a curated record. Gene Ontology annotation, molecular function: fatty acid binding. Bases 84 to 482 code for a protein of 132 amino acids. Gene Ontology annotation, cellular component: cytosol; nucleus. Gene Ontology annotation, biological process: fatty acid transport.
CCUAUAUUUCAUAGCAGUUUCUGGUCUUAGAAGAAGACUAAUUUCUUCUUUACUGAAUAAUUCUUCCAGUUAUAGUUUACAUCAUGUGUGAGCUGUUUAUAGGAAGCUGGAAACUUAUUUCUAGUGAAAACUUUGAGAGCUAUAUGAAAGAACUGGGAGUGGGUUUUGCUACUAGGAAGCUUGGCAGCCUGGCCAAGCCUAGUGUGGUGAUCAGCACCAAUGAUGACAUAAUAACCAUCAAGACUGAGAGCACCUUUAAAAACACAGAGAUCUCCUUCAAGCUGGGGGAAGAGUUUGAGGAAACCACAGCAGAUGACAGGAAAACCAAGAGCAUUGUCACCUUGGACAAUGGCACUUUGAUUCAUGUGCAGAAGUGGGAUGGCCAAGAGACAACAAUAAAGAGAAAAUUGGUGGAUAGUAAGCUUGUGGUGGAAUGCACCAUGAACAAGGUCACCAGCACUCGAGUCUAUGAGAGAGCCUGAGGAAUUCCCAUCUCCAUGUUGGAUCAGAACUUGCUGUUAAGAAUCUGUUCAAUGACUGUUGCUGCACGACACUACUGUCCAAUUGUGCAAGCUUCUUCAAUCGCUUUGAGAUACAAGCAUAUUCCUAGUAAAGCUGUAACUAAUCUGCAGUCACUAACUGCAGCUAUUAAAUAAAACAAAACAUUUCUGAGCACAUAGUGAGAUUGUCUAAUCUUGGUUUAUUCUUUCUUUGCCAAAGGAAGGUUAACUUUUUUCUAAUAACUUCUGUGGUGGUGGAAUAACAUAGGCUUUGAGAGCAAUGACUACAGCCGCUUUACACAGCGUGACUACUGGCAAAACAAUAUUUCAACAGAGCUACCAACACUGUCCUAGCUAAAGCAUGUAUGCUUGCUUAGCAAUCGCUGUCCUUAGACAGCUCUUCGCAUAUGAUUGUUUGAUUAUGGAUUGAGUUUAAAACUCAAGUAGGGAAGCCCCUCCACUUUAAGUUCACAGUACUUAAGAGUUAGCUCUUCCCAGAACCCUGCUUAAUACAGUAU